Messenger RNA from Rubroshorea leprosula, 981 nucleotides. Lineage: Eukaryota; Viridiplantae; Streptophyta; Magnoliopsida; Malvales; Dipterocarpaceae. The record is from the annotation of a GenBank genome assembly.
AUUACUAUUAUUUAGUAAGGAAGGAAAUAAUCUUGAAUUAAAAGGCUUGAUUAGUAUUAAAUCCAAUUUAAUCCUUACAUAAAUUUAAUUUAAUUAGAUUUAGAUUUUGAAUAAAUUAUAAUUUCUUAAAUCUAACAUUAUAUCCACUUAUAACUAGAUUUUAACCCAUUUAAUUACGGUGAUGCUAGAAUAUUUGAAAAAUUAUUUAGGUUAUUACCAUCAUCAUGAGUUAUGGGUAGUUUAAAUUGGUGAGAUUUGACUUUAAUUCUUUGGUUUAUAAGAUUUUUGGGUAUUAAACUUUUAUUAGAAAUAUCCUUAAUUUUGGGGCUUAUAUGGGAAAGAUAGUGAGUUAGUCCUUUUUAUUGUUUGAUUUGGGUGUGAAUUUUGGCUGUAGGAAUUAUAAGUAAAUUGUACUAUUUGCGAAUUACUGUUCACGCAUUAUGCUUUGAUCUCUUUCAAUAGGAAGUCCUAAUAUUAUUUUGGACAUAUUAUGAAUUUGUUUGACAUGCGUAUGUGUUUGUGGCUAUGGAGUAAGUGGACCUAAGCUUAAAACUUGGGGUAUUCAGUGGACCCUUCGGGGUAUUUAGUGGACCUCUGCGCAGUAAGGUUAGUACUGUGAUUAGCUCCGGUACAAUGUUGCUAGCACACCUUAGUGGACUCCAUAGCAUUGUGUCUAAGGGUCUUAGGACCCAAGUUUAUAGCUUAAACUUAUUACUUACUGGGCAGUUAGCUCAUAAAAUCCCCCCCCAUUUCAGAUUAGUAGAUCGAGGUAGCAGCCUCUCGGUUUAGGAGCUUUUGGCACGGGACUCACAUGCUCGUUGUAUGUACAAGAUAGGGUCUCGUGUUUUCGAUAGGGAAGCAAAUCGAUGUGUUACCAAAACAAUAACUCAGCUUUUGUUUUUUUGAAAAGCUUUGGAGAAGAAAUUUGCCUCAUAUAAUUUUUGUGUAAAUUACCUUUAUGUAUAAAAUCUUUAAAUUAAU